Messenger RNA from Aphanomyces invadans, 2250 nucleotides. RefSeq lists its product as hypothetical. The transcript is spliced from 4 exons. Gene Ontology annotation, biological process: RNA 3'-end processing. The record is from RefSeq and is a predicted model, not a curated record. Bases 110 to 1861 code for a protein of 583 amino acids. Gene Ontology annotation, molecular function: poly(A) RNA polymerase activity; mRNA binding. Lineage: Eukaryota; Oomycota; Saprolegniomycetes; Saprolegniales; Verrucalvaceae. Gene Ontology annotation, cellular component: TRAMP complex; nucleolus.
AACACCGACGUCGCUACCGCCUCAAACACCUACGCGAACUAAUGCUGGGCAGUCGGAAUCGACCAUUCCGACAACGAAUCCUCCCAACCCAACUCCUGGUUUGCGUGCGAUGGCAGCACCAUUUUCACCCACCAUGCUGGGUACCAUGUCACCCGAUCGAAAUGUUGAAGCUGCGAAUCGUGCAUAUUGGACACAGUGGGCGAUAGAUGCUGCAGAACAAGAACGAGCGAGGAGGUUGCGCCAACUGGCCGAGAUCCAAUUGGAAGAGGACAUGGAGCGCACGCGGCGACAAGCAUGGGCACGAGCGGCCAUUGAAAUGGAGCAGCACUCUCGCACAACUCGGAUGUUUCUCGAAGCAAUGCAGAACACUGCGUGGUUCCAAGCGACCAUCUCGCCGUCAAUCCUCAAUUAUGAGGUUGUGUGCCCCCAUAGUUGGUUUGGCUGUACCUUCAGCUGCAUGCUACGACACAUUGAAGAUCACUUGCUCGAUUGCCCCUAUCGCCAAGUCCCGGACACUCCUGCUGUCGAGGACAUGGACCUCAGCACCUACGACGUCGUGUGUCCAAACGCAGUGCUCGGGUGCAGCACAAUAUGUUCUCGUGAAACUAUCGGCGCGCAUUUGUCCGUGUGCGGCAUUCGAUCGGCCGAAACCGAGCUGGAAGAGAGAAUGCAGUCGCAGCUCAACGUCAUUGCCGCCAGUGAAACCGAGCGCAUCCGGCGAAUAAACGAAGCGAAGAUGCUGGAGAGCAUGUCGUCCGAAGUGCACAAGUUGCACGAUGCCCAGACCAAGGAACUUCAAGCUCGUCUGCACGCCGAGGUAUCUGCGUUCGGCGCCGCCCAUCACACGAGCGCGCAACUCCGCCGCCCCAUGAUUCUUCGCGUUCUGCAAGUCGUCUCCACGAUCGUCCAAGCUGAGUGGCCUCAAGCGUCCGUGGAGCCGUACGGGUCCUUUGCGACCCACUUGAACUUGCCAUCGAGCGACGUCGACUUGGUUGUUGGACCGUUUCGCGUCUCCGUCGGCGAUGCCGCUGGCCCGUUUGGCGACGUCCAGCAACUGGGGGAUCUUUUGGUAUCGUGGACUGCUACCAACCCUUCGUUGGAUGUUGCUUUCUCGUCCAUCCAAAUCUUACCCCAUGCAGCCAUUCCAUUGCUGAAAGUGGUUGCAACAGUCGGCGACGGGCUGACUGUCGCCCUGGACGUGACAUUUUGGGGCGUGUCGCACCAAGGGCUGGCCAGUGCCGCUCUGGGGCUCGAGUUGUGUCGAGUGAUACCAGGGCUGAAGGAAGUGACCCUCGUUCUCAAGUACUAUUUGGCCAAACGCGGCAUGAAUGAUGUGUACCGAGGCGGGUUGUCUUCGUACGGACUGCUUCUCAUGGUCGCCCACGUCUGUCUCCGGCAGCCCCUGUCUGGCAACAGCAGUGCCUCACCGCCUCACAAGGCGGCUGUCCAACUUGACAAUGUCGCGAUGACCUUGGCGGAAAGCCAGCGAGCCAAAGGUGUUCAAGUUGCCAGUGACUUGACAGCGCAUGUAAAAGCCGAAGCUACCGCCCCAUGUCUCGGCAAGCUCAUGAUGGGCGUGCUGCAUUACUUCGCCAACGACUUCCAGCCCGAGGUGGACGCGGUGACAGUGGGAGCCUUGCCGUCCUCCGUCAGCGGCGAAUUGCGACCGCCAGGCACGACAUUGUGUGUUUUCGACCCGCUCGAUCCCACCAACAACGUGGGUCGCCACUGCUACCGAAUUUCGCACAUCCUGCGCAGUUUCCAAGACGUGUCGAAUUCGCUGACAUCUCUCAUCGUUCGACUCCGACGUGGGAAUGACGUUGGGGGUGGCUCGUUGCUCGAUCGAAUGUUUGACUUGUGACCGUCCUCUCGCACGUCCAUCGCAUCGGGUGCAUCGACCCCAACGUCAGCGAGUCGUUGAUAUUUCUUCGGAGCCACGGACAAUUCCGCCGCCGCCACGUAGCGACGCCCUUCGACUUCGAGUAGGGACCUGAAAAACCGUCGGCAGACCGACAGUAACAUGGACGUCCCGCGUUUGCUCCUGUUGUUUCACGCGUACGUGCCACACGCACGAGAGCUGUUCGAUGUCGAGAUGAAGGCGUUCGGCCGCUUGCCACGACGAUCGGUCGACUCGAACGACGCCAAUCGAAAACGCACCGCUGGACGCCACGGUUGGCAACUCCAUUGAACGCACGAUUCAAGGUCGCGGUGGUGCAGAUCCAGUGUGCAUGAUGGUGGCAAGCCCAUUUU